Linum tenue is the source of this 1590-nucleotide messenger RNA. Lineage: Eukaryota; Viridiplantae; Streptophyta; Magnoliopsida; Malpighiales; Linaceae. The record is from the annotation of a GenBank genome assembly.
AUGAAGCUGGUUAUUGAUUCCAUCCAAGCUUCCUUCCUUACCCUCCUCCUCCUCGCCGUCGCCACGUGGCGGCUACUCCGAAGAAGAAGAACCAACAACUCCGCCGCCGGAGCCCAUCCAAACCUCCCGCCGGGCCCGUGGAAGCUGCCAAUCAUAAGCAGCAUGCACCAGCUCCUCCACCCGCUCCCCCACCGCCGCCUCCGCGACCUCGCCGCCGUCCACGGCCCGCUCAUGCACCUCCAGCUCGGCGAGGUCGGAAAGCUCGUCGUCUCGUCCCCCGAGGCCGCGAGACACGUGGUGAAAACCCACGACGUCAACUUCGCCAACCGCCCUUCCCUCCUCGCCUUCAAAGUCAUGUGCCACAACUCCACCGACGUGGCCUUCGCCCCCUACGGCGAGUACUGGCGGCAGCUGCGGCGGAUCUGCACCCUGGAGCUCCUCAGCUCCAAGCAGGUCGGGUCGUACCGGCCCAUUAGAGAACAGGAGAACGCGGAGAUGGUCCGGUCCAUUACCUCCCAGGCCCAUGGGCCGAGCCCGGUUAUCAAUCUCAGCCGGACCAUCAAGUCAUUGACCAAUACCGUCACGGCGAGGGCCGCGUUCGGAGAGAAGCUACGGAGGGAUGAGAUGGAGGAGUUCUUGGAUGUAGCCAGGCAGAGCCUGGAGGCCUCCGGAGGGUUCAGCCUGCCGGACCUGUUCCCUUCCGCCACGUGGCCUCACCUCCUCAGCGGGCUGGAGGCUAGACUGCUCAGGAUUCGUCGGAAACUUGACCGGAUUGUUGAUAAGAUCAUUGCCAACCAUCGCGCUAGGAGAAGCAUAAGGAACCGUGAAGCAGAAGAAGGAGGUCGUCAUGAUGAUCAUCGUCAUCAACAACAAGAUCUUGUCGAUGUUUUGUUGACGGCUCAGGAGGAAGGGCUGAUUGACUUCCCGUAUGCUGAUGACAGUCUCAAGGCCGUUAUUAUGGAUAUAUUCACCGCUGGAACUGAUACUUCUUCCGGAAUAGUAGAAUGGGUGAUGUCGGAGCUGCUGAGAAACCGAGGAGCUUUGAAAAAAGCACAGACCGAAGUAAGGAGGGUGUUUGGAAAAACAGGUUCCGUCAAAGAAGAAUGUCUGGGCGAGUUGAAGUACUUGAAACUGGUGAUAAAAGAAGUCAUGAGACUGCGCCCGCCCGUUCCGUUGUUGUUGCCGAGGCAAAACCUGGAACACUGUAAGAUUGACGGGUACGACAUUCCGUGCAAUACCAAGGUCAUCAUCAACGCUUGGGCCAUGGGAAGAGAUCCCGAGUACUGGACCGAUCCGGACCGGUUCGUACCGGAGAGGUUCUUGGAUUCCGUAGUGGAUUACUACGGAAAAAAUCUCGAGUUCAUUCCAUUUGGCGCCGGGAGAAGAAUGUGUCCCGGUAUAGCAUAUGGGAUGGCCAGCGUGGAACUUCCCCUGGCUAACCUGCUCUACCACUUUGACUGGAAGUCUGGUGAUGGAAAGUCACUGGAGAAUCUGGACAUGUCCGAACGUCUCGGUGCGACGUUGAAGAGGAAACAUGAUCUCUGUUUAAUCCCAAUUCCCUACAAAUCAGAUAACCCUAUGAACGAAUAG